Mangifera indica (mango) is the source of this 1040-nucleotide messenger RNA. Its product is annotated as leucine-rich repeat extensin-like protein 1. Bases 215 to 718 code for a protein of 167 amino acids. The record is from RefSeq and is a predicted model, not a curated record. NCBI's taxonomy places the organism in Eukaryota, Viridiplantae, Streptophyta, Magnoliopsida, Sapindales, Anacardiaceae. The transcript has a single exon.
CAUAGCCAGUCACCAGUAGUGUACAAAUUCUCAUUAUCAGUCCCACUACCCAUUUGCCCACUUCGCUUCUUCUCUUUCUCAACCAAAUGCAUUUCUAGGUCUCUACAUUUCUAAUUCCCUACCAGAUUUUGAUCUUGCUUUUGCUCUGCAACCAGCAACACUUCUCCACCCUCACUUCACUGAUCAAACAACUGUCUUUUCCAUCUUUCCAAAAAUGGGAAGAUCUUUAUAUAAUUUCACAUUCUCUCUUUCCUUUCUUUUCUUGAUACUACAACUGUUACCAUCAAACACAACUGGCACAUCUUCCUCAUCCAAGUACCAGAUCGCAUGCACAAUGUGUUCAUCAUGUGAAAACCCUUGUCAACAAACGCCUUCACCGCCGCCACCAUCACCACCACCACCAUCCCCACCAUCUCCAAGCUCUGGUGGCGGUAGCCAUUACUACUCUCCACCACCGCCUUCUAAUCCCACCUACUCAUACUUCUCACCACCCCCACCCUACGGCGGCGGUGGCACUGGUGGCUUAUAUUACCCUCCGCCCUACUACGGGAAUUACCCUACACCACCACCGCCAAACCCAAUUGUCCCAUACUUCCCAUUUUACUAUUACAGCCCCCCUCCUCCUGUCAACUCAGCCUUGUCUCUUCGCCAGUCAGACAUGUGUUCCUCGUUAUGUUACACUGCUGUUCUUUCCCUCGUUUUAAUUUUUCUGUUUUAAUUGGAAAAUACUAAAGCUAAGUGUUGAAAGGAAAUAAUAUGGCAGAUUUGCAGAUCUAGAGAUUCUCAAGAUGAGAGGAAAAGAGAUCAGGUUCUUCAUUUGAUCACAAAAAGCAAUUCUACUCAUGAUGACAAUGAAGAAGAAGAAAAGUUUAAUAAUCUUGAAGGAAAAUUCAGUUAUUUGAAGGGCAAAAGAGGAACAAGGUGGAAGUGGUGUCUGCAUGUGUGGAAGUGGAAUGAUGAUUAAGUCUGAAGUAAUUCUCCCCUUUUCUCCAUCGCUCUCUGUAUUUUCAUUUCAUUAUUAAUAAAAUAAUUUAUUUUCA